This is a messenger RNA of Thelazia callipaeda (thelaziosis nematode), 1539 nucleotides long. The record is from the annotation of a GenBank genome assembly. Lineage: Eukaryota; Metazoa; Nematoda; Chromadorea; Rhabditida; Thelaziidae.
AUGAAUAGCGAUGAAUUUUGCAAAUAUGGUAGCCAAAUGAUUGAUAUUGUGGCAAAGUACUGGAAAUCUUUAAGAACACGAACUCCAGUACCAGAUGUGCAACCGGGAUUUAUGCGUCAAUUGGUACCUCAAGACCCACCAGCAGCACCUGAAUCAUGGGAAAAUAUUUUUCAAGAUAUUGAUAAGGUAGUAAUCAAUGGUAACACUCACUGGCAACAUCCAAAUUUUUUUGCCUAUUUUCCUACUGCUUGUUCUUAUCAAGCUAUUAUGGCUGAUAUUUUGAGUGGAGGAUUAGCAAGUAUUGGAUUUUCUUGGAAAUCUUCACCCUCCAUGACAGAACUUGAAAUUUCUAUGAUGGACUGGUUAGCAAAAGCUCUAGCUUUGCCUUCUGAAUUUCUGAAUAGCAGUACUGAAUCUGGUCUAGGAAUAAUUCAAAAUACGGCUAGUGAUGCAACAUACAUAGCUCUUCUGGCAGCCCGAGCACGAGCUGUUGAGUACAUUAAAUCAAAUGAAAAUAGUACUGAACAGAAACAACAAGUAGUUCUGAAUGAAGAAGGCAGUAAUCUUGAUCUUGGUGAGCUGUGUGAAUAUCCUUAUCACGAUGCAACAAUCAUAUCCAAACUGAUUGCUUACUGUUCUGAUCAAGCGCAUUCAUCGGUAAGCAAAGGAGCGAUGCUUGCAGCUGUGCGUUUAAGAAAAUUGAAAUCUGUAAAAAAUGACUGCAACGGUAAUUUUUCCGUUACUGCAAAGAUGCUUGAAGCAGCAAUCAAGGUAGAUAGAGCCAAUGGUCUAAUACCAUUUAUAUUCAUAAUGACUUUGGGUACAACGUCAACAUGUGGUGUAGAUCCUAUAGAUGAACUUGCAUCGAUAUGUAGACGAGAAAAUAUUUGGGUACAUGUCGAUUCCGCUUAUGCUGAUAGAAUGCUUCAUUUAUCAGGCGCAUUCCUACUUCUUCCUGAAUAUCGCUAUUUAACUAGAGGAUUUGAAUACAUCGACUCGUUUAAUAUGAAUACUCACAAAGCAUUACAGAUGAACUUUGACUGCUCUCCAAUGUGGUUCAGAAAUGGAAAAAAAUACUUGAAAUAUUUUGAAGUCGAUCCAGUCUAUCUAAAACAUGAUCAAACUUCUGCAACCGAUUACCGACAUCUUCAAAUAGCUCUUGGGAGAAGGUUUAGGUCGUUAAAAAUAUGGUUCGUACUGCGUAACAUUGGAAUUACUGGUUUACAGCAACAUCUGAGGAAAAUGAUUGACCUCGCACAGCACUUCGAGUUCCUGAUACAAAAUGAUCCUUUACUUGAACUGUUUGUUCCACGAGCAUGGGGACUUGUGUGUUUUCGAAUGAAGAACUCUACUAACGAGAUGAAUGAAGAGUUGAAUAGCAAAAUUAAUCUCGAUCGUCGCAUUCAUAUCGUAGCAUCCUCAGUACAUGGUGUAUACUUCCUUCGUUUCGUAGCAUGCAGCACACUGACGAAUCACGACGAUGUACGUCAAGCAUACCAAAUCAUCCACAACUAUGCUGAGGAAAUACGGAAAAGUUAA